This is a messenger RNA of Gasterosteus aculeatus aculeatus (three-spined stickleback), 4797 nucleotides long. The record is from RefSeq and is a predicted model, not a curated record. NCBI's taxonomy places the organism in Eukaryota, Metazoa, Chordata, Actinopteri, Perciformes, Gasterosteidae.
CUUCUGUCCUUCUCGUCAGCGUGAGGACUGGCCAUGACGCAGCAGGAGCAGCAGGAGUUCACCGAGAGCCUGGAAGCGGCGCUCUCCUGGAUGAGGGCCAUCCAGAAGAGGCUGAAGGCCAAUGACAACACCCAAGGGCCCCUGGAGGCCCUGCAGGGCCGACUCAGGGAGACGGAGAAGAUCCAUCAAUCGGAGCAUGAGGGUCGUGUGAAGAUGGACAUGGCGCUGGCGGCAGCUGACAACCUUUUGCAAAACGGAGACGAUGAACUGAGGAACCACACCCACACCAAGCUCAAAGACCUGAAGAACCUGUGGGAGGAGACCACCACCUACAUCAUCCACUGUCACAGUCGCAUAGAGUGGGUGUGGCUCCACUGGAGCGAGUACCUGAAGGCCCACGAGGAGUUUGAGCUGUGGCUGACGAGCCGGCAGCGCAGCCUCGAUGUUGUGGUGGAGCUGCAGCUGGGGGCGAAGGAGAAGCUCUGGCAGGUGGACCAGCAGAGGGUGGUGGUGAGCGACAUCCACGGCCAGGCGGCACUGCUGGAGAGGCUGCUGGACGAGGCCGCCGCGCUGCACAACAGGACCCAGGACCCCAGUGUGGAGCCCCAGGCCCAGGAGCGGCCGGAAGCCUACAGCGAUGUCAGAGACAGAGCUGAGGAGCGUCUGUCGCUGCUUCAGAGGACGGCGGAGGAGCACCAGACGUACCAAGGCUGCGUUCAGAGGUUCCAGUCGUGGCUGCUGUCGAAAACCACAGAGCUCACUGACCUCGUGGAGAGGGAGGAUUCAGCCGAGAACAAGCUCAAAGCCUUACAAGCUCUGGACGACAGCAUAGCCGGCGAGGAAAAGACCCUGCAGCACAUCGAGGCAGUGGCGGAGGCGGUGAGGGGCAACACCUCUCCCUCCGGAGCGGAGGUGGUGAUGGAGGAGGCGGAGGAGCUGCGGCUGCGCUGGCAGAGGCUGAGGCAGGGCCUGUUUGAGUGCGAGGAGGGCCUGCGCUCCAGCCUGGACUCCCACAGUCAGUACGUGGCCAGGUGCCAGCGGCUGGGGGACGACAUCGGCCAGCUCAGGGUGCUGCUGCAGGGGCUGGACCUGGAACUGGAGGAGGGCCGCGAGGGGAGGGGCCACACUGACCGGACCGAGGAGCAGAUGGUGGGCCAGUGGAAAAAAUACACCGAUGUGAGGAACACUCUGACAGGGGAGGAGUCCCAAGUGGAACUACUCAAGGCCCAGCUCAAGGAGCUCUUCAGGUUCUCAGAGGACUCGCGUCACCUUUCUGAUGACGUCCUGGCUGUUGUUAAAGAACAUCAGAGUGUGAAAUGCAGAGCGACGAGGCUGUGUUCAGAGUCUGAGUCGGGGCUGAGGAGCGUUCUCCAGGACCCGCUGGUGGCCUACAGAGACUGGGCCCACAUGGUCUCUCAGCUUCUGGAGGCCUCCGCUGAGGUCACGGACUUCUCCCACAUCGACAUGCUGGUGCAGAGCAUUGAGCGUCUGCUGAAGGGCAGCGCCCAGCUGCAGGAGCGCCUCAGCCUGCUGCAGGUGAAGGGCCACCUGCUGGACUCGGUGUUCGGCCCCGAGGGGUCCGACAGCCUGCAGGGAGAGCUGGGGGCCGCCGUGAGGAACAGAGAGCUGCUGCACGCUCAGCUGCUGCAGAGCAAGAGCAGGCUGCAGGGCUCAGUCUCCAGGAGCAAGGACUUUGGCGACGCCCAUGAGUUGAUUUGCUGCAGGCUGGCCGCUCUCCAGGACCAGCUGGGGGCCGCCGACGGCCUGCAGCCUGAUAUCCUGGCCAAGAAGAGCCAGUCAGACCAGUUCAGGGUGAUCCUGAAGGACCUGGAGGACUGCGAGGCCCCCGUCACAGCGCUGGAGACUCUGGUCUCGUCCAGUCAGAGCAACAAGGCUCAGUACGAGAGGCUCCAUGCCGAGUGGAAACACCUGCACAAGGCCGCCAGGGUGAAGGUGCACGACAGCGAGGAGAGCAUCUCAGCCCACGAGAGCUUCCACGACAGCUUGCUGAACCUGGAGAAGUGGCUGAUGAUCAUGAGGCAGAGGCUGGAGUCCUUCCACAGCCCCCCAGCAGAGUGGAGCGUGGAGGGCCGCCAGCACGAAGCUGAGAGAGCACUUGGAGAGUUCCCUGAGAAGGAGCUCCAGCUGCAGCAGAUGGAGGUCCAGGGUCAGGCCGUUUUGGAGAGGACUUCAGAGGAGGGACGGGUCCACAUUCUGCGAGACAUUCGGCGCCUCCAAGAGUCCUGGUUCGCUCUGUACGAUACCAGUCUCAAUCUCCACAGGCUGCUGGACCGCUCCACAGAGCAGACGCACCGACACGCCGCGGCGGGGGGAAGAAGCCCGGAGGGAGAGGGGGCAGCGACCGGGCGGCGUGGUGGAGCGCAGGGCCGCGGUGAGGGUCAUCUCUGCCUGGAUGAACGCGUGGACGGCCGGCCCUCCUUCACAGGAGACCAAGUGGACUCUUCCGCCUGGAGAGUUGGCAGCAGAGCAGGCCAGAGAGGCUCAGCUGGAAGCCCUGGCAGAGAGGCAACGCCGCUAACCCCGGAGGCAGCGGAAGGCCGGAGCCCGGGAGGAGGAGCCUUCAUGCUGUACAGAAGGGAGCCGACUCGGCACCAACCGGGGGGCACGGCAGAGUACCAGUCCAGGAGGAGGGAGUUCGAGGCCUGGCUGUCACAAGAGAAUAAACUGCUCUCAGGGAUCUGCAGCAGCCGGGGAAAAGCUCUCAGUACCAAAGAAGUCAGGAGCCAGCAGGACACGCUCACCGCUCUGAGGGCCGCAGUGGGCCGGGGCCACGAGCAGUUCCAGCUGUUGCUCCAGGAGAGUCCGGCCAGCGAUGCCGGACAAGCAGAAGAUGUGCGCCUGGAGGAGCUCCGCUACCGCUGGAUGCUCUACAAGUCCAAACUGAAGGACGUGGGGGACCUCAGGUCCAGGGCCAAGAGAAUCCAAGCCGGACCGGAGGAGCCGGCCUCCACAGCUAAAGUGCAAAAGAAGGCCGGCCUGUGUCGGCGCGUCUGUCGCCUGGCUCUUCUUCUGUGGCUCCUGCUCCUGGCGCUGCUGCUGCUGGCCCUCCUGCUGCCCCUCAUGGACGGAGGCCACAGCUGCUCCCUCUCCAACAACUUUGCGCGCUCCUUCAACAUCAUGCUCCGUUACGAAGGCCCGCCCCCCACAUAGGACGGGCUUCUGUAGGAAACGCCUCAGAUCACCAUGCGCAGCCCAGUGAGACACAGCCAGGAGCUCCAGUAGCUUCAUCUCAUUUUAGAACCAAGCCAACAAGCGAUUUGCUCUCACCAGACAACCCAACCAUGCUUCUCUACAGUGUAAAAAAAUCAUUAUGACAAAAAUAAGUAUGAUUGCAAUUCAUGGGACAAAAUGUUUUGUCACAGUUUUAAAAAUGACCGUCAGCGUUUAAAGCCCCAAACAGCGCCUUGUAUUCCAGGACCACCAGCACCGACCUGGGGCGUCUUUCCUGCAGCGUCCACAAGAGGAGGGAAAACACGCUUUAAUAGUUCAAGUUUCUAGGCUCUUCCUCCUCAUGGACGCAACAGCUGCUCCUUCUCCAACAACUCCGCCCACUCCUCCACCCCGUGCUCCAUCACAGAGAAUCAGCACGAGUGCUACAGGGCUGCAGGUCGUCGUCUCUUGUUGUGACAGUCAGCUGUUGUCAUGUAGCAGUGCUGUACAGCCAGUAUGCUACAGCACCUUUAUAUUUUAAAUGCUUGUGCCCAAUGAAUCAGCCGGCCUGUUUUCUUUUUCAAAUGAAGCUGAAAGUAGAAAUCUUAAAUCAAACACAAACAUGGUGCCAAGAUGAACAGCAGGACUUCCUGUGGAGCAGGAGGUCUCUAUCUCUCUCCUCAUUGAUUUAAACCACAUAAACAGACAAAUGGCAAAGUGAGAGAGAGGAAGGGAUCAGUUGACAUGAAGAGCCUGCUGGCAGAACGGGACCUUUACUCUGAAGCCACCUGACCGAUGAAGGUGUGUGUGGGGGGCAGCAGCCCUCCUCUCGUCACACAUUUCCUCAUGGAAUCCACAUCCAAUGCUCCGGGUUCUAACAUUGUAAUUAGAAGGAGGUCUUUGUGUCGUGUGUGAGCUCAAGAGCUCGUCUCAGGGUACCGGGGGGGUCCGUGCCCCCAUCACAUGACACAUGAGUCACAUGACAACUUCUCUCAUGGUCUCAUGGUGUGACGCGUGUGUCCCAGCUGUAAACUCUCACUCCUUCCACCCCCAGACACCGUCACUCCGUGUGUCGAUGCUAUUGAUCUAUCGGGUUGCCGUGGCAACAGUGACCUAAUGGAGCGAAUCCCCUGUCUGAUUCAAAGCGUGUUUCAGUUUGUGUCGCUUCACAAAGACGAUGAACUUCAGCCUCCUCAGAUUAGCUCCACCAUCUCCACCACGAUGCCACACCACCACUCCGUGAGGAGGCCGCAUGCUGCGUGGGGCCAUGUGACCGUGGCCUUAAAGCCUUUGUGUCGCUGCCAUAACCUCCUGUACUUCAGUGUGUGGCUUCCUGCAGCACUAUAGUCCACUACAGGACAGCUGACUGUUAUUGCACCACCCUGGAUGCAUCGGCUGGCUCCACCCUGCUUGGUGUCCAUUGUCCAAAGGACUUCUGCUCCUUUAAUUACAGCGUGUGUCUCUGGGUCCACUCGUUAUGCAAAAGGUGUCAGAUGGAGGCGUGAAAACCAAAGGCUUCUUCUUGUGAGAUGCCUCUUUUUUAUUAAUCUAAACAUGUUAUUCAGGAGCGUUGCUCGCUAUUAUCCAAUGUUUUUUAUUCUGCCGAAAUAAAGAAUUUGAAGAUUC